GCCAGUAAUCGGCAUCCCUCAGAGGGGACAUGUACACAGACCAUCAGAGCACUGGUGAUCAGUCCCCAGCAGUGCCACCUGUCAGUGUCCAUCAGUGCCAGCUGUCAGUGCUCAUCCAUGCCACCUGCCAGUGCACAUCAAUGCCACAUAUCAGUGCCCAUCUGAGCUGCCUUUCAGUGUCACCCACCAGUGCCAGUCAGUGCGACCUAUCAAUGCCAGUCAGUGCCACCUAUCAGUGCUGCCAAUCAGCGCCACCUAUCAGUGCCAGUCAGUGCUGCCUAUCAGUGCCAGUCAGUUCCGCCUAUCAGUGUGCAUCAGUGCUGCCUAUCAGUGCCCGUCAGAGCUGCCUAUCAGUGCCACCUAACAGU
Staurois parvus is the source of this 368-nucleotide messenger RNA. The record is from the annotation of a GenBank genome assembly. NCBI's taxonomy places the organism in Eukaryota, Metazoa, Chordata, Amphibia, Anura, Ranidae.